Toxorhynchites rutilus septentrionalis is the source of this 900-nucleotide messenger RNA. RefSeq lists its product as uncharacterized. NCBI's taxonomy places the organism in Eukaryota, Metazoa, Arthropoda, Insecta, Diptera, Culicidae. The transcript has 4 exons. The coding region runs from base 1 to 813 and encodes 270 amino acids. The record is from RefSeq and is a predicted model, not a curated record.
AUGUCAGCAAGAGAUAAAAUUGCAUAUCUCAGAAAAGAGCUAAGUCAUGCGAAGGAUGCACUGUGUCGCUCAGGAGAAGAAAUAGAAAAACUGAAGCAAUUACUGAACGAGAUGACACUUGGAAAACAAGAUGUUCUCAACGAGUUGCAUACCACACAGCAGGUGAACACCCGACUUGCUCGACGUCUGGACAAGCAUAGAUACUACCUUUCAACUCUAACCAACGAGUUCCAGUAUGAAAUGAAGCAAGUAAGAUCUAUCCUAAAAUCGAUGCAGGUGACAAGUUUCUUGUUUCCACGCACAAUAUGUUUCGAAACAAAAUUCUUCCAGAAAUCAUUACGCGUUUCCAACCGCAAGCUGACCCACCAUAUGCAAUAUUGUGUCCGCACGCGUUUCCAGCUGGGGAAAAUGUUUUUCCGGAUGCGAUCAACUAAGCAGUGGUGCGAGAAACAACGAAAUCGCUAUCAGCAAAUGUGUUUCCAGUUCGCAGAGUUUGUACGGGAGCAAAAUCGAAACAUGCAGUCCAUUGUGGAGACCAAACUCAGCAACGAGAGCAUAUCCAUGUGCCACAGGCAGUAUCUGGAUCUACUUACGCGCUGUUCCUUGCUCCUGCAUGAGAACAUGAAUUUAAGACUAUUGUCGAUGCACAAACUGGACGAACAAGAGCAGAGCUCGAGUGGUGGCAUGGAUGUACCUGGUAGUCCGGCAAAUUAUGUUCUUUCAGGAUCCGAGAAGGAGUGCGCUGGAGCGGACGAAAAUAAUGUUAGUGCAGACAGUUUGGAUUCACUGAGACGACGUCGACAUUCUGUUUAGAAGAAAAGUUUUCCCUAAACAUAGUUAGUCUAAACAGUACAUGUUACUUACUGAUAAUGAAAAUAAUUAAAGGAGCUUUUUUGUGUU